Rhipicephalus sanguineus (brown dog tick) is the source of this 540-nucleotide messenger RNA. RefSeq lists its product as uncharacterized. The transcript is spliced from 2 exons. NCBI's taxonomy places the organism in Eukaryota, Metazoa, Arthropoda, Arachnida, Ixodida, Ixodidae. Bases 18 to 521 code for a protein of 167 amino acids. The record is from RefSeq and is a predicted model, not a curated record.
UGCUCGUGCGCUUCGCUAUGACGGCGUGGCUCUCGACCUACGACAGCUGCAACAAGUACCUCGUCUGCCUGCCGCGCAGGCGGGACCCAAAAGACUGCAUGCUUCCCGCCUGGUGCCAAGCGCCCGGUAGCAGCACGAACAGCAACACACUCGACUCCUUCGUGUACGAGAUUGCCUCGUCAGGUCAAGGUCAACUGAUACAGAUGAUCCAGGAAUUGCGGGGGCAGUCCCUGGAGCACUUCGUUCGCCUCUACGCGUUCGCCACGUGCGCCUGGGCGUUCGCUCUGGGUAGUGCGGCGUGGGUGGCCGUCAAGAUGCUAAUGUCGAUGUACACCGGCGUCGUCUCCGCCUGGCACAUCUUCGCGUACAGCAGGCAGCUCCAGCUGGACGGGAGAGCCGCUCGAACGGACGCCCUCUGUACAGCGGCGGCGCUGCGAUGGAUCGUGCACGGAAAGGCGACGCCGGCUGAGCCCAUCCUCAUCCGCGCUCUCUCUCCCCCCUGCGGCUGGUUGCUGGGAUGAUGAAAUGAUGGACACCUCA